CCCCAUUCCUGCGUUUUAUCCCAGCCAUCGCUGGGCCGUGUCUGGCCGUCUCCACCAUCGGCCCUUAUUGCUGAGAACACAGUGCAUCCAAAGCUGCCAUAUGGCAGAACGGAAGAUGCUUGUGCUUUAUGGCAGCCAGACAGGAACUGCCCAGGAUACUGCUGAGAGGGUUGGUCGAGAAGCCAAGCGACGCCAUUUCCACUGUAAGGUUGAGGCCCUGGAUGACUACCAGGUGGCAAGCCUGAUUCAUGAGCCGCUGGUGGUAUUUGUUUGUGCAACCACAGGACAAGGCGACCCUCCGGAUAAUAUGAAGAAUUUCUGGAAGUUUCUAUUCCGGAAGAACUUACCUCCCACUUCCCUGUGCCAGAUGGACUAUGCUGUUCUGGGGCUUGGGGAUUCCUCAUAUCCCAAGUUCAACUUCAUUGCCAAAAAACUGCACAGGCGGCUUCUUCAGCUUGGGGGCAGCCCCCUUGCGCCAGCAGCCCUGGGAGAUGAUCAGCAUGACUUGGGACCGGAUGCGGUCACUGACCCCUGGCUUUUGAGUCUGUGGGAAAAGAUUUUAGCCCUGUAUCCUCUUCCUCCUGGCCUCCAUGUGAUGAGCCCCGAUGUCCUAUUACCACCCAAGUACACUUUUCAAUUCCUGGACGAGGCCUCUGGUGACCUCCGCAGGGCAACUUUGCAACCAGAGGAUGCAUUUAGUGAUGUUCCAUCGGACAGGAAUCCUUUCGGUGCCCAGAUGGUUUCCAAUCGGAGGGUGACAUCAGAAUCCCAUUUCCAAGAUGUCCGUCUUAUUGAAUUUGAUAUCACUGGCUCUGGAAUCGAAUAUGCUGCAGGUGAUGUUGUGAUGAUCCAGCCACACAAUAGUCCUGAGGAAGUGCGCCUUUUCUGUGAUCUCCUGUGCCUGGACCCAGAUGCCUGCUUCACGUUGAGGCCAACAGAGGCAGGCACUUCUCUCCCUGCUCAUCUGCCCCAGCCAUCCACUGUCCGUUACCUGGUGACCCACUGCCUUGACAUAACGUGUGUCCCUCGUCGCUCCUUCUUCGAGUUUCUGUUCCACUUCUCUCCAAAUGAGCUAGAGCGAAGCAAGCUGCAGGAAUUCAGCUCAGCCCAAGGCCAGGAGGAGCUUCACGCUUACUGCAACCGGCCCCGCAGGACCAUACUCGAGGUCCUCUGUGACUUCCCUCACACAACUUGUGCCAUUCCAUGGAACUACCUGCUAGACCUCACUCCACAGGUCAGGCCCCGGGCCUUUUCGAUUGCUUCCUCAAUGCUGACUCAUCCCAACCGGAUUCAGAUCCUCCUGGCUGUGGUGCAUUACAAGACCUGUCUCAGCAAAGCUCGGCGGGGCCUGUGCUCCACAUGGCUGGCCUCUCUCAAUCCACAGAAUGAGGUGGUGCGAGUUCCUCUGUGGGUGAAGAAAGGGACCCUGAAAUUCCCGGCGGAGCCAGGCGCUCCGGUGGUCAUGAUUGGGCCUGGCACUGGCGUGGCAGUUUUUAGAGCAGCAAUACAGGAGCGAGUGGCCCAGGGCAGAACAGGAAAGAACUGUCUGUUCUUCGGUUGCCGAAACAGAGCCAAAGAUUUUUAUUGCCAGGCGGAAUGGGAAGAACUGGUGAAGAGGGGGCUCCUGACGCUCUUUGUGGCCUUUUCCCGGGAUCAGGAAGAGAAGAUUUAUGUCCAGCACCGGAUCAGAGAGAACAAGGAGCUCCUGUGGGAACUGGUGAAGCACGAGGAGGCCCAGAUCUACUUAUCCGGAAAUGCCAAGCAGAUGCCAGAGGCAGUGGCAGAAGCCCUGAAGUUUGUUUUCCAGUCGGAAGGAGGCCUCUCUGCUCCAGAAGCGGAGGAGUAUCUUACCCUCUUGGCACAAACCCACCGCUUCCAAGCUGAAACCUGGUCUUGAGCUGCCGUGGAAUAUGGGAUGGAUGGGGAAGCUCCUCACCAAAGACGGAAUAGCUGCAGCCAGGAUGGCGAUUCUGAACCAAUAAAUCAAGCCAGGCCAUCUGAGCCUAUCCC
Protobothrops mucrosquamatus (brown spotted pit viper) is the source of this 2010-nucleotide messenger RNA. RefSeq names its product NADPH dependent diflavin oxidoreductase 1 (gene NDOR1). The coding region runs from base 101 to 1897 and encodes 598 amino acids. Gene Ontology annotation, cellular component: cytosol. The transcript has 16 exons. NCBI's taxonomy places the organism in Eukaryota, Metazoa, Chordata, Lepidosauria, Squamata, Viperidae. The record is from RefSeq and is a predicted model, not a curated record. Gene Ontology annotation, molecular function: NADPH-hemoprotein reductase activity; FMN binding; flavin adenine dinucleotide binding.